GUCGAGCGUGAACGUAUCGAAUCUCUUCUGAAUUAUUAAACCAUUCGGAUUCUAAAUGCUCCAAUGGUUUGCUGAAAUAUUACUCAGAUAGUAUUCUUUAUUUCUAGGGUGUUGAAACCAUCGACGAGUCCGGGAUGAGUGGAAUAUGGAGAGUUCCCACCAGACGGAAGGGGAACUUUUGCCUACGGAUGGACAAUCACCUCUGGGUGAAAGCGCCGAUGAUCUCUCAGAUAAGACAAGCAGCGGACUGAAUAAGAACCUCCUCCGAUGUCUUCUACUCUUGUUGCCGGUAGGAAUCCCGAUUGUAGUUUACCUGAAAGACAUUGAUGCCACCCGGAGAAUAUUCCUAGCGGCUUUCAUCCUGUUCUUGGUUAUCGUCUUGUCCUGCAUGUUAAUGGCGUUGCUCAGGUCGCGCAGGAGAUCUCUGGAAGAUUCUUCCUCCAACAGUGAAAUCGCUAGAGAGUUGGCGCAUCGGCACCUGAUGGCGGUCACCAACAGGUUCCUCCCCAGAGGAGCACCCCACGCCAGAUGCCACAGGCAACUGCACGAGACUGUCAUCGGGGAUCCCAGAAGGCCCCAGAGAGGGAGAUUGCCCAUACAUUAUCAGUUAGCCCCCACUUACAGCCGCUCGCCUUCGCCUCGUAGAGCGGGAAUAUCAUCGUGCAGGGCGCAAUUCGGACUCACCUCCCCAUCUCAUUGCAACACCAUCGACGUGCAGGGGAUACUGUUUAGAAGGGACGAUCCGCCACCCUACGAAGAAGCUCUUCGUUGCCCUUUGGCCAACGCGGAGUAUUACAGGGUUCAUACCUCAAGACAGGAGACGCCUCCGCCCUCUUACGAGAGAGCAGUUACUUAAAAAAAAGAAAAAGAGGACUCUUUACUUCAAGGACCACACAUUCACCAACACACACUUUCGACCAAAAAACCUAGAUAAAUAGAUGGUUUCUUCUUAGAGCCUUGGGCCAGUCAUGUAUUUUUAAAUGUAUUAUCAUAAAUUACAUAACUAGAAGUUAUUUUGUAGCUUUGUAAAAUGGUUUUUUCUCUCGUAAAGUUAAACGUUUAGAAAAUA
Centruroides sculpturatus (bark scorpion) is the source of this 1069-nucleotide messenger RNA. RefSeq lists its product as uncharacterized. The coding region runs from base 146 to 856 and encodes 236 amino acids. The record is from RefSeq and is a predicted model, not a curated record. The transcript has a single exon. Lineage: Eukaryota; Metazoa; Arthropoda; Arachnida; Scorpiones; Buthidae.